Silurus meridionalis is the source of this 6352-nucleotide messenger RNA. RefSeq names its product polypeptide N-acetylgalactosaminyltransferase 9 (gene galnt9). The coding region runs from base 53 to 1864 and encodes 603 amino acids. Lineage: Eukaryota; Metazoa; Chordata; Actinopteri; Siluriformes; Siluridae. The transcript is spliced from 11 exons. Gene Ontology annotation, cellular component: Golgi apparatus. The record is from RefSeq and is a predicted model, not a curated record.
UUAUUUAUCUAUUUAUCUAUUCUCGAAUAUAUUUAUUAUUUUAUUUUUUUAAAUGGCCGCGGCGCGGAAAAUCAAAACUUUGCUGACGGUGAACAUCCUGGUGUUCGUCGGCAUCGUGCUGUUCUCCGUCUACUGCCGGAUCCAGGACCGAUCCGAGGAACUCGUGCAGCUCGGGCGGUCAGCGGAGGCGCGCGCGCGCACCAGGCAUGGCAAAGUUACCGACACGGACCGGCAGUCCAUCCUACAGAGACUAGAGAGACUGGAGGACGUGGUGUACAACCAGCUGAACGGAGUGUCCAAGGCGAUGGGGCUACUGGAGGGUCCUGGAGGUCUGGGUCAGGGCGGAGCUGCAGCCACCCUCGGGGGUGAAAGUCCAGAAGGAGGAGGCAAAUAUGAAGAGUACGGCUACAACGCCCAGCUCAGUGAGCGCAUCUCCCUCGACAGGAACAUCCCCGACUACAGGCCUAAAAAGUGUAAACUUUUGACAUAUCCUGACGACCUGCCUCAGAUCUCGGUGGUGUUCAUCUUUGUAAAUGAAGCGCUGUCUGUGAUUCUGCGCUCAGUACACAGCGUGGUCAAUCACACACCUGCUCACCUGCUCAAGGAGAUCAUCCUGGUGGAUGACAACAGCGACAGCGUGGAACUGAAGUAUAACCUGGAUCAGUACGUGAAUAAACGUUAUCCUGGAUUAGUGAAGAUUGUGAGGAACUCGAAAAGAGAAGGACUGAUCCGCGCUCGGAUUCAUGGCUGGAACGCUGCUACGGCUUCUGUAGUCGGCUUCUUCGAUGCACAUGUGGAAUUUAACACAGCCUGGGCAGAACCAAUCCUGUCCCGAAUAAAAGAGGAACGCACUCGGAUCAUCCUUCCUGCCAUCGACAACAUCAAAUACAAUACUUUUGAAGUGCAGCAGUAUGCUAACGCUGCUCAUGGCUACAACUGGGGUUUGUGGUGCAUGUACAUCAUUCCUCCUCAGGAUUGGUUGGAUAGAGGAGAUGAGACCGCCCCUAUCAGGACUCCUGCGAUGAUUGGCUGCUCAUUUGUGGUGGAUCGUGAGUAUUUUGGAGAGAUCGGUCUCCUGGAUCCAGGCAUGGAGGUUUAUGGAGGAGAGAAUAUUGAACUGGGGAUGAGGGUGUGGCAGUGCGGGGGCAGUAUGGAGGUUUUGCCCUGUGCCCGAGUCGCUCACAUUGAACGCACAAAGAAGCCCUACAACAACGACAUCGACUACUACGCCAAGAGGAACGCCCUGAGAGCCGCUGAAGUCUGGAUGGACGAGUUCAAGUCCCAUGUCUACAUGGCCUGGAACAUCCCCAUGAAUAACCCUGGCGUGGAUUUCGGAGAUGUGUCGGAGCGAGUGGCACUGAGGAACAGACUGAAGUGCAAGAGCUUCCACUGGUACCUGCAGCACGUUUACCCAGAGAUGAGGAUCUACAACAACACCAUCACGUACGGCGAGGUGAGGAACAGUAAAGCGAGUGGUUACUGCCUGGAUCAAGGCUCGGAGGAUGAUAACAGAGCGAUACUGUACCCCUGUCACGGCAUGUCGUCUCAGUUAGCACGGUACUCUACAGAGGGCCUGCUGCAGUUAGGACCCCUGGGUUCCACCACGUUUUUACCAGAUACUAAAUGUCUGAUUGAUGAUGGGCGGGGCCGAACGCCAAGCUUAAAGAAAUGUGAUGCUGUGUCACGAUCCUCACAGAGACUCUGGGAUUUCACACAGAAUGGUCCAAUCAUAAACAGAGACACCGGCCGCUGUCUGGAAGUGGAGAUGUCGAAGGAAGCCAGUUUUGGGCUGCGGUUGGUUAUGCAGCGAUGCUCGGGACAGAAGUGGAUGAUUCGGAACUGGAUUAAACACCCCAGACACUGAGGGAGCUGGAGAACUCCCACUGUCUCCUCCCCGUCUGUGUGACGCACUGAUGCCUCGGAGCUUGGCCUGCUUAUAGCCGUGUGUGUGUGUGUGUGUGUGUGUGUGUGUGUGUGUGUGUGUGUACAUGUACAUGCUAGGCCCGGACUCCACAUCAGGCGAGACAUUAAAGACAUAAAUAAACAAUCAUAUUUAGGAGUUCAUCCUGGACGAGGAACUUCUGGAGGAACGCACAUUGUGUGAUUCCAAACAGACUGCUGCUGGACUUCAUGAUUUGAUGAUUUACUGCUACAGACUUGUGCACGCCAACACACAACAUUUACAACAGUACGGAUACGUAAAACUCGUCCAGGCUUUUCAAAGCUCUCUACUGCUGUUCUCAACAUCUCCAGCUUUUCUUCUCCUCCCCAUCAUCUUUUCUUCAACUUGUUAACUUCAUCUUCAUCCGUCAUCUUUUAUCCAUUUUCCCACUCCAAUAUCUCCUCUUCAUCUUCUAGUCUCUGCCUUUAUUAUCUUCUUUACUACAUCAUCCGUUAUCCAACUUUUCCUCUGUCAUCUCUUCUCCAUCUUUUUUCCCCAUCUUCGCUUCUCUAUGUGCUUCUCACCAUCGUCUCCUCACCAGCUUAUGAAUCUUGUUUCAUCACUUCAUCAGCUGUCUGGUAAGAUGUCAUGUGACAUCACAACACCAGCUAAGAUACACUUAAAUCAUAAAUGCUAAGCAGCUAACACACACACACACACACACACACACACACACACACACACACAAAGCACAAAAACGCACUAACCAGCUCUGUUCGAAUGCUCAUUAACUGGCAGGAACCCUGCGUUCACACUAGUUCACAACAAGGCCAUGUUUGGUGUGAGUGUGUGACCCAGAGCCUCAAUUCUGCACACAACACCGUUAUUUGUGUUAUCAUUAUUAUAGGAUCAUCACCUGUCUACACGAUGAGCUUUAGUCAGUUCUUUGGACCAAUUCUACAGGUGUGCAGGAGUCCGAGUUCUUCUCCACUAGUGAACGAUUCAUUCAAUUUGAACAAAAAUGAAAAUCAAUGCAAAUGAACAUGAAAACGAUAAUCCAGGUCACGGACUGGUACCAGACCCAGAGGAAGCAUUAAAACAUAUUCAUUUACAUUUUAUUUACAUUUUUCUUGAUUUUCGCAUAUGCUAAAAGAUGCCCACGAUUUCCUGCACUUGUUUCAGUCGCAGUUUUAUUCUAUGCAUCGAUACUUGAAGCUCCCACUGAUUCUACAGUGAGUUCAGUUACAUCUUCAUUAUAUGUUAAAAACUAUUAAAUUAAUAGUUAAAUCCUAUAAUAGUGUAUUAUAUCGAAUACGAGGUGGUAUCAAAAAGAUUUGAGACGGGUUUUGUAACAUGCCGACAAAUGGCGUCACCAGGCUGCACGUACAGUCACAGGGAGCACCGACCUUCGUAAGUCAGUGUGCCAAAAGACAUGGUCCUGUGUACAUCAGGAGCCGUGCGACUGGUGCUCUUCUGACCACGUCUGUGAUUUCAUCAUUCAACAUACUUUAAAAGUGAUUGGACCUGUAGCAAAGAAGAAGCCUCGACUCAAAAGUCGUGUUUUGACAGCGUUAAAGAGAUGCAGCACAAAUCGCAGAAGAAAAGUAGAUUUUCAGGACACGAUCCAGAAGAACACUGGGAGGCGCUGUAUUGCUGUACAAGGCGACUAUUUUAAAGGUGAAAGUGUGAAAAUGAAGAUAAAUAAAGUACUAAACGUUUUUGAUAUCACCUCGUACACAUCCCUCCCACCUGUGACUGGUCCGUGGUGCAAAUAAAUCUGUGGUAUAGUGAUUAUAUGACCUGGGAACAGUGAGUCCGUCUCUGAGAGUGAUUUGUUCGUUUUGUUUUGGCUGCACAUGGACAUCAUUAUUUGUUUGUAACAGCAGUGAUUCACGAAAGAUGAACCAAUCAGAAUGUACUGCGGUUUCAACACUAGAAGUGAAUCAUGACUGGUGUGCACAGCCUACACAAAAUUAACAUAUCACUCAGUCAAAAUCCUUCAGAAUAUGUUCAGAUGUGCGGAAGUAGACAUGCUGAGGGAAUUCAACUCUUAAUUAUGUGACGGUUCAAUUUAUUCUGCUCAAAUGAAUAAAGAUUGGGUCAUUUUGCCGAGGGAGAUUCAGAGAUCCGAGUCGCUAACACGAUCCAGUUAUUAAUCUCUACCCUUUACAUUUCACUUCCUGUCAGGAUCGGACUUCCUGUCUGUAAAUUCACACAAUGUCCAAACACACGGAAUAAAAGUAAAUAAAGUAAAUAACAUUCGGGCUGAAUUGGCCUUUGGGUCACUCAGAAACAGCAGAAAAACCACAGUCGUUUAUUUUCCUGCUUUUGUGAUUGGCAUUUUAUACAAACAACCAAAACAUCGUGACUUUGAUGAAAUGAUCGUUAUGGUUUAUAGUCAAACUUAAUAUCAGAACAACUAACACAAAAACAAACCAAUAAUCAGCCUGGCCAAUAAUCAUUACCUGGCCACUUCAUGCAGUAAUUUGAUGACCUGUAAUCACUAUGAGCUUGUAUGAAUGCAGGGUAACGCUACAAGGCUCCUUUACACCUGUGAAGGACUAAAGUGCACAAUAAAACAAAUGAAUUCUGAUUUUAUUCUGAGAAAACACACAAACUCUAUAACACUAGCCUACAUUCAUAAACAAUAACACACACACACACACACACACACACACACACACACACACACACUACAUCUAUUGAAAUAACAGCAAGCGGAGUGUAAAAAUCAUCCUCAUCACCAGCUAAACCCACAUAUGUGAAAACCUGCGAAAGUCUAAAACAUUUCACAUUCUGCAUCAAUGCGCCAUUCAGUUUCCUUCCUGCAUUUCAGAUACACUCUCUGGUCAAAAGUUUGUUGACCCCCAAGCAUAAGAUUAGUAUGUGUUUUUGAACAUGUGCCCAUUUCAUAAUUGAGUCUUAAUUAGCUGUUAUAAUGAGCUCCAUUCUUCUGGGAAGAUGAUCCACUAGAUUUUGUGGAAAUUCAUUGAGCCACAAGGGUGUCAGUAAAGUCAGGUAGUGAUGUAGGUGAUGUUUAAUAGGGUUAAGUCAGAGGUCUACAGCAGGCGAUUUUCCACUCUAACCCAUGGCAGAUCUUCAGGGACUUGGCUUUGUGUCCUGCUGGAGCAGGUUUGAGUCUCCUAGUUCAAGUGAAGGCAAAUAUUGAAGUCGGGUGUCCAUAUACUUUUGAAGUGUAUAUUUCAUAUAUUGGAUAAACAAAGAGUGUAUUCUCUUGUUCCAUGUUUCAUUCAUCUGUUCAUUCUUUUAUUCAUUCCUUCGUUUAUUCCUUCAAACCCCAGAUGCAGUAAAUCAGAGCUGCUCUUUAGAGUGCUUUAGUUUUGCUCAGCAGAGCCGUGACGUAGCUAUGCAGUUAGCACCAUGGCUAAAUCAGAGGCUUAUGCGUAUUACUCUUUAGCUAAUUUAGCCUCCUAGCCUCAGUGUAAGCCAAGAAGCUGACGUGUUUUAUCCAAUCAAAUGCAUCUAUGCCAUAUCACAUAUCAUCACUUUUCCCAUAGGAGCCAAUAAUACAGAGGCACCGCUUACAGAAACUCACAACAUUUCUGUCAUAAAAUAGAUGAUAGUUCACUACAUCAGCAGGAAACAUACUUAUGAGAUUUUUAUAUUUUAAACCACUCAGUAAGAUGCAGUUAUGUCCACACCAGCAUGUUCACACCAUCACCAUCACCAUCACCAUUAUCAUCAUCAUCAUCAUCAUCAUCAUCCAGGGUGGAGGAGAGUGUUUAUGGGCUUUUCACACUUGAAAUAUUUACCCCUGGAACCUUUAAUAACGCCUGUGUGGCUGAAGGAGCACAAAUCUCCACAAGCACACUCCAAAAUCUAGUGGAACAUCUUCCCAGAAGAGUGGAGGUUAUUAUUACAGCGUUCUGAAGUCCUCACAUUGUUCAUAAAAAAUAAAGAUAAUAAUUACAACAUUAAAUGUAAUUAAAUAAACAUACAUCCUAAAAUGUAUAAACGUGGCGUCCCUGGGGUCUAAACACCGUGUGAUACGACCUUCUAUCGUUAUUCAAAGUCUACGAAGCUCCAAGAUGUUAUUUCCCCUGCAAUAUCGCUCCUCACGUGUCCACCUGGUCACGAGUCGGCCCAGGCUUUUUAUUCACGUCAUCACACUAGAGCAAUAAGUGUGUGGGUGCGUGACGGGGUGGACACGUGUGGUGGUUUAUUCUUCUGGUGUUGAUCAGCUGUUGAUGAUGAUUGGAGAUUAAUGAGACAGCAGUAUGCGAGUGUAUCGCCACGUCUGAAAGGUAGCUAUAGAACGUGCACUCGUUUACUGCCUUUAAAUGAUGCUUUCUGUCGUUCAUCUCAACACGUUUCAUCUCAUUUAAGACGUGGUCCAUUUCAGAUCUUCAGACAUGGAUGCCACAGAGUUCACCGGUUCAAGCGUUUUUUUUGUUGUUGUUUUUUCUGACUGUGAUCAUUACAAUAAAAGGAACAUGAACCUGUAAGAUA